Rhagoletis pomonella (apple maggot) is the source of this 610-nucleotide messenger RNA. It is a transcript of the gene PolE4, whose product is annotated as DNA polymerase epsilon subunit 4. Lineage: Eukaryota; Metazoa; Arthropoda; Insecta; Diptera; Tephritidae. Gene Ontology annotation, cellular component: nucleus; epsilon DNA polymerase complex. Gene Ontology annotation, molecular function: protein heterodimerization activity. The transcript is spliced from 2 exons. The record is from RefSeq and is a predicted model, not a curated record. The coding region runs from base 75 to 524 and encodes 149 amino acids.
AAUUACCGAAACAGACUGGAAACCGUAUGGAAAAAAACUGAUUUGUUAAAUGUUUUGCGCGGGUAUAUGGAAAAAUGGCUAGUGAAGAAUUAUUUACUGCGGAAUUAUCUGAAGAAUUAACUGACAAACAAGAUGAUAAAGACGAAAUCUUGGAUGCUUUUGAGGAAGAGGCAGAAACCAUUGUAGAAAUAGAAGUAGGCGAAAAUGCGGAAAUUGUCGAAGUGGUUUCAGAAGAAAAGCCGAUUGCUACAACUGAGGAUGAUGUACCGGAACAGCGGCUGUUUCAAUUGCCCCAGACACGGAUUAAAAACUUGAUGAAAUUGGACCCAGACAUGAAUCUUGCUUCUGCUGAAGCCGUUUUUGUAGUUACAAGAGCUACAGAACUUUUUAUAGAGUCACUGGCGAGCGAGGCGUUCUCAUAUACAACCCAGUCGAAGAAAAAGACUGUGCAGAAACGAGAUGUAGACUUGGCUAUCUCUUCGGUGGAUAGCCUAAUGUUCCUGGAUGGCGCAAUGAAUUUCUAAUAAUACUUCGCUACUAAUGUUUGUAAAUAAUGGUAAGGUAAAUUUUGUAAAAUAAAAUGUGAAAAUGUAAACGAAAAAAUUCAUAA